AUGCGGAGAGCUCCAGCAGCGGCGCUCCUCGAACCUCCAGUGGAAGGAAUUGAAGACAGCACGCCCAUGUUGUCAGCAUUCACCGCGCGGCCGCUCGUGGAGCUCAAGCCGCGCGACAAGUCUCGCAUUGAAUCAGUCCUAGCCUACGGUGACCGCCUCCUCACUGGUUUGAACAAUGGCAACCUUCGCGUCUACCGCGUCACUGACGACGGCAAGACCGAGCUCCUUCGAGAACUAGAGAAAUUCUCCCGAUACAAGAUUGAACAGCUUGCCUUGAUUAAGGAGGCUAACGUACUAGUCUCUCUUUCUGGUGGUUAUGUCUGGCUCCACGAUGCGCAGUCGUACCAGCUUGUUGAACAGCUAACCCAAACGAAGGGUGCUUCUGUAUUUGCCAUCACGUCGAAUGUUGUCAAUGAUCCCGAUACAAAUGUGCCUGCUAUUGUUUCCCGCUUGGCAGUCGCUGUCAAGCGGAAAAUUCUCAUGCGGGCGUGGCGCGACAUGGAACUGGAGCGGGAUACGGCUGAGCUGAGCUUGGUUAGUGGGGUCAAGACUCUCACCUGGGUUGCGGCUACGCGACUAGUUGUUGGACUAAACUCGAGCUUUGUCAUGGUCAAUAUCGAGAAUGGACAGUCCACGGACCUGGCUGGGCCGGGCAGCAUUGAGGAAGCAGGCCGGUUCACGGGUGUUGGCGCCGCGAGCAUGAGUUAUAUUGGUAUGGGAGGCAUGGUGCCGCGGCCACUUGUGACGAGACUGCGUGAAGGUCAGAUUCUUCUGGCUAAGGAUAUCAACACGAGUUUCAUCGAUAUUGACGGCCAACCUCUUGGUCGGAAGCAGGUGCCUUGGAGCCAUGCCCCGGUGGAGCUUGGAUACUCGUACCCGUUUCUGUUGGCUUUACAUGACUCAUCCAAAGGUGUGUUGGAGGUACGAAACCCGGAGACCUUGUCGCUACUGCAGUCCAUCCCGCUGCCGUCGGCUAGUAUUUUGCACAUUCCGCAGCCGAAUAUCAGCCUCGCCCAUGCCGGUAAAGGGUUCCUCGUGGCGAGUGAUCGCACAAUAUGGCGUAUGGAAGCCCUGAGCUAUGAUACCCAGAUUGAUGCUUUGGUUGAGGGUGGUUAUCUAGAUGAGGCUAUCAGCUUACUCGGCAUGCUGGAGGAUGCUCUCUUACGGGAUAAGCCUGGUCGACUGCGCGCGAUAAGACUUGAAAAAGCGCAGAGCUUGUUUGCCUUGAACAAGUACCGGGAGUCUCUAGAUCUUUUUACCGAGGUGUCUGCACCUCCCGAGAGUGUCAUUCGCCUCUACCCUCGCUUGAUCGCGGGCGAUCUCUCUAUAGUCCCGGAGUCUGAAACUCUGAAUGGAAAGACGAACGGAUCGAGUGAUGGGUCGGGUGAUGAUGUUGCUGCUGGGCAGACAUCAACACACGCAGCCUCUAUUAUAUCAUCUGUGCCAAAGCCUGAUGAAGGAAGCGAGGCUAGCAGUAUCCGUGGAGACGACAAAGGUCUUCGAAUCGCUGUCCGCGAGCUACAAGGAUACCUAGCAGAUGUUCGCCGACGCUUCCAGCGCUUCCUCAACCCCGACGGAUCUCUCAAAGCUGCUAUACCAGUCGAAGCCACAGAUGAGGCAAGUGACUCGGUUCUUAAGUUACUAGAUUUCCCAUCUCCCGAUGAGUUUGCCUCACGAAUUUGUGCCAAGGCACGGUUGGUUGACACCACUUUGUUCCGUGCACACAUGUUCGCGACGCCAUCACUAGCUGGAUCCCUCUUCCGCAUUGCCAACUUCUGCGAUCCAGAAGUAGUCAUGGAGAGACUCGAGGGCACUGGCAGAUAUAACGACCUAAUUGAUUUCCUUUACGGCAAGAAAUUGCAUCGCCAAGCACUCGAAUUACUUCAGCGCUUUGGACAGACAAAUAACGGACCUCUGAGCGGCCCGACACGCACAGUCGCGUAUCUUCAAAACCUACCUCCGGAUCAAAUUGGCCUGGUACUCGAGUUCGGAGAAUGGCCACUUCGUGCCAACCGCAAGUUGGGAAUGGAGAUAUUCCUGACCGACACUGAAAAUGCUGAGACAUUGCCUCGUCCACGGGUCCUCGCAUUCCUUGAAAACAUAGACACCGCGCUUGCCAUUCAAUACCUCGAGCAUGUCAUUGAUGAAUGGAACGACAUGACGCCGGACAUACACCAGCGGCUGCUCAUCUUAUACUUAGAUCAAAUUACAUCCAACGAGCAAGGGGAAUGGAAGGAGAAGUUCUUGACGAUGUUGAAAGAGAGCGAGCAAUACUCGCCAGCGAAGAUGUUAGAUCGGCUCGAUCGAGAGGAUGCCAACUUCUACGAAGCCCGAGCUAUUUUGUUUAGCAAGAUGGGUCAGCACCGACAGGCGCUUGAGAUCUACGUCUUCAAACUUGCGGACCACGAGAAAGCGGAAGAAUACUGCAACCAGGUCCAUCUCGCCGAAAAGGCCGAAGAAGAGAAUUCCAUCUAUCUCACCCUCCUUUCCCUCUAUCUCACCCCACCCCACGGCUAUGAGCCCCAAAACGACCCCGCGAUUGAACUGCUAGCCAAACACGGCUCACGCCUCCCAGCCGACGCCGCAUUGAAACUCAUCCCGGACAAACAGGCCGUGGAGAAACUUGAAUUCUAUUUCAAGGGCCGCAUGCGCGCCGCAAACUCAAUUUUCAAUGAAGCGCGCAUCGUGGCAAACCUGCGCAAGGCACGGGAUAUGCAGAUCCAAGCCCAGCUCGCUCUCGGUGAGGGAAUUCGUGGUGGAGGCACGCGGGCUCGCCACGUCACUGUCACCGAGGAGCGAAUUUGCGGCGUCUGCCAUAAGCGUUUGGGUGGGAGUGUGAUCAAUGUUUUCCCCGAUGAUACGGUGGUUCACUUGGGGUGUGCCAAUCGAAGACCCAGUGUUCGAGUUGGGUAG
This is a messenger RNA of Penicillium roqueforti, 2913 nucleotides long. RefSeq names its product putative vacuolar morphogenesis protein AvaB. The transcript has 5 exons. The record is from RefSeq and is a predicted model, not a curated record. Gene Ontology annotation, cellular component: fungal-type vacuole membrane; cytoplasm. Gene Ontology annotation, biological process: vesicle-mediated transport; endosomal vesicle fusion; intracellular protein transport. Bases 1 to 2913 code for a protein of 970 amino acids. Lineage: Eukaryota; Fungi; Ascomycota; Eurotiomycetes; Eurotiales; Aspergillaceae.